GCAGACUCCCUGAUGCCCGCGCCAAAAGCUGGUCGCGCCGGGCGCCGGGGGGGAAAGCUCGCCUCGCUCGCCUCAAGGGGGGCGGCUCGCGAGCGCGCCGACCGGACGAGCCGCCGGGGCUGGCCGGCCGUCGCGGCGGCCGCUUGCCUGGCGGAGCCUGGUCGAGGCUGCUUUUGCCUCGCGCGCGCUCUGCUCGGCCGCCCCUUCCCCGCCCGGGCUGGGGAAGACGCCUCCUCCUCCUCCCGCUCCUCCGCCUCCAUUUUCCCGCGCGCUCCUCUUGCCCAGAUGCCCGCCGCCUCCUCCUCUUGCAGCAGCAGCAGCCGCGGGUGACUUCUGCGUGGGAAAGCAGGAGCGCGGGCGAGCGCGCGAGGCGGCGGCGGCGGGCGGGCGCGCGCGCGCUCCCGGGACGUGCGAGAGGCUUUCCCUCAGCCUCGCGCCGAGCUCUCCUUUUGGCUCGCGCUCCUCCCGCCUAUGGAGGGGACGCUGUGAGCUCCUCAGCGGCUGCAGCGAGCGAGCGGGCGGCGGCGCCCGUAGCUGAAGCGCCCGCAGUCGUCCUCCGCUCGCCUCAGCCCAGGCCCCUUCCUCGCUCGCUCGCUCGCUGCCCGUGGGCCAGCCAUGUCCUACCCUCAGGGCUACCUCUACCAGCCCCCGGGCUCGCUGGCGCUCUACUCGUGCCCGGCUUACGGGGCGUCGGCGCUGGCGGCGCCCCGGAGCGAAGAGCUGGCCAGGUCGUCUUCGGGCUCGGCGUUCAGCCCUUACCCCGGAUCCGCCGCCUUCACCGCCCAAGCGGCAGCCACCGGCUUCAGCAGCCCGCUCCAGUACUCCACCGACCCGGCCACGGGAUUCCCCUCCUACAUGGUGGGUAACGGACCGGACAGCCCGCCGCCGGCGCCAGCCGCCUCCAUCUUCAUCCUCCUCCAUCGCUUCCCCCGCUCGCAGCGCCGAGGCUGCCCGGGCUAGGCUGGGGGGUCGUGGGGAUGCAACACGCCGGGCAACCCGCGUUAGGCACACACACGGAAGCGCUCCUCCUCCGAGGCAGCCUCGCUGCGCUUCUCUCGACUUUCCUCCUUCGCUUUCCCCUCUUUCGUUGCUUCGCUUCGUUAUCCAUCUUCUCAUUUCCCUCCCCCUUCCCUUCCCUUCUUUCCAUCUCCCUCGCUUCUUUCCCUUCGCAAUUUAUUUCCUUUAUUCUUUUCUCCUCGCUCACUUUCAUUUUCUGACAUCCGUAUCCUCCCCCACUUUUUCCUUCGAUCUCUUUAGCGCUUCUCUCUCAUAUAUAUAUUUAGAAAUCUAUGUGAUUUACCGGGGCUGGGGGUGGGGCGCUUUCUAACGAUGGAAAGGAGUCCAAGCUGAAACUCGAUUAAAGGUGCUGUUUAUUUUUAUUUAUUUUUAUUUAUUUGUUGCUGGGGGAGAGAAGAGAGAGGUCUCCUCUUCGGACGGAUUUCCACCUCCAACUCGCGCUUCCUUCCGAGCACGUCUGUGCUGGCGAUCGCGCGUGUUUUUGCAGCUAUUGGAAACCGACGAAGGAUUAAAGUUAGCGGAGCCAAUUGGUCCUGGGAAAGUGGGGCAAAGGGUUCGUUUUGUUUCACUACACAAGAGAUAUCAGAUCGAGCGCCUUUGGCUGGAGUCGACUCUCCCUCUCCUCUCCCCCCGCACCUUUUCUCCCAGCCUGGCGAUCUUUAUUUAGGAUAAUGGGAGCCGAUCUCAAACGCUCCUCUGUUUGACUUUCUCGUGGCAGAAGAAAAGCAGUCGCAAGUUGCCAAGCCUUAUUGUUCCCGGGCUAUUUAGGAACAUUAGGUACAUUCGGAGCGCUGUGUUUAGCUUGGUUUCCUGGACCGACUCCGAAAGUUAUCAAGUUGGCUCAACUAAUUCCUCUCUCCCCCCCCCCCUUUUCUCUUCUCUCUCCUCACCCUCGUAUUAUGCAGACUUUAAAUCAGCGCAAUUUAAACGUUUAAAGGGCGAAUUAAAAUGCUAAUUAUAUCGCAUUUGACCAAUUCGAAACGGUGCAUAUCUUCUGGUUUGCAAAUUGGAUUUGCAAUGCAUUAGCGAAGUGAAUUGCUAAGUGGGGGGCUUUGUUGUCUCUCUCUCUCUCCUCUCUCUCUUUCUCUCUCUCUUUCCUGUAUGGCAACAGAGGAAAUAUCGUUGCAACCAUGUGUGGAGGCGGAGGAGGAGGAGGAGAGGGGAGAGGAAAAGUAGAAAGCUAUCAUUUUAAGAAACUACCUGUAGGGCCUUUGGAGGGAGAAAAUAAAAAUGUCUGCGUUGAAUUGCAAUAAACUGCAACGAAGACGAAGACAUCAGCAGUUUUCAGAGGGAAGAAGGGAUUCGAAAGCCCUCUGGAUACUUUAUUUUUUCCUUCUUGAGUUAUAAUAAUGCAGGAGUGCUCGGCACUACAAUUAAGAAAUAAUAACAUUGUUCGCUGGAGUGAUUGCAUUACAUUAGCGUAAAAUGUAAUAGUCGCUCCCGUGGCGUUGCCUGCUAGCUGGUGGCUGCCAGCUCUUCCGAAAUGCCUAACGCCCUUGCUUUUGUGCUUGGCAGGGCUCCCCUUACGAUGCCCACGCGACGGGCAUGAGCGGGGCCAUCAGCUACCACCCUUACGGUAGCCCAGCCUACCCCUACCAGCUGAACGACCCCGCAUACCGCAAGAACGCCACGCGGGACGCCACGGCCACGCUGAAGGCCUGGCUGCAGGAGCACCGCAAGAACCCCUACCCCACCAAAGGCGAGAAGAUCAUGCUGGCCAUCAUCACCAAGAUGACCCUCACGCAGGUCUCCACCUGGUUCGCCAACGCCAGGAGGAGGCUCAAGAAGGAGAACAAGAUGACCUGGGCGCCGCGCAACAAGAGCGAGGACGAGGACGAGGACCUCGACGCCGGCGGCGGCGGGAUCCGCGGCAAGGAAGAGGAGGCGCUGCCGUCGGACAAAGGCCGCGACAGCAACGAGACGUCGGCCGAGGAUGAAGGUGAGGGAGGAACAGGCUGGUUUCGUGGGGCAGGGAGGCAGAUCAUGGGCCUGCAAGGAGCCCUGCAGCCCGACCCGGUGCAGGUCUACCUCGGAGUUCAGUGGGGCUUACUCGGAGGUAAGUGUGUGUGUGCGCGCGGGGGGGAUUAUUGCAGGCUGGAGGGGCAGCAUCCACGCAUUGCAUUGCGCGCAUCUUCCACAUUCAUCCCCAGGGAUUCCGCCGCCGCCGCCCCUGCACUUUCUCUUUUAAAGACAGCGGGGAGCGCCGUUCCUUGCGAAGUAAGCGCCACGGAGCGGAGUGAAGCUUGCUUCCCCGUAGGCGCUUGCCUCGGGAAAAGGCCGUGUAAACCGCGGUAGUUAUCCCGCUUCCAGGUAAACAGGCUUGAAGGAUCUCAAGCCUUCGGAGCGCUUCAGGGACAUUGUCUCGGGCAGUGCUUGCAGCGGCUUUGGAAAGGAGAUGAGGACGAGGAUUAUUUGUAGCAGAAGCACACGACGGGGGAGCAGAGGAGGCUGAAGGCCGCUUCUCAAUAAAAUGUGGUUUUUUUGGGGGGGGGCAAGUAAGCCCUGCCACACAUAAGCGAUCACAAGUAGCGGGGCAGGCACACCAUUUGAAAGGCAAUGGCCAUCAUCUUUGGGCGGGCCAAGCCCACUCAAAUAUUUUAUUGGGGAGGGGGGCUUCGAAGGGACCUUGGCUCCUAUCUCAAGCUUGUGCCUUAUGCCGACACCUGAACCCACGGCCGGGCCGUCCGAUCCACCUAUGGUGGAAGCUAAGAUGCCCUCAAGAGGCCUAUGGAUCCGAGGAGAUUUCGCAGGAGAUCACCUCUGGGGGGCCCUGGAGUGGGGAGCAGGAGAUGCUCCGAUUGUUUGCCACCUGUUUUGGGGGUGGCGGGGAGCCUGAGGUUUAGGAGACGGGGUGCUGCGCUCUCCUCCUCCCGCUGCUGCAGCCGGUGCCUCUGCCUGGUUUCCUUGACGGUUCCCCUGGUUCUCUGCCGCAGGGAUCAGCUUGCAGGUGGACUCGCUCACCGACCACUCCUGCUCGGCCGAAUCGGACGGCGAGAAGGCCCCUUGCGGCGCCGGGGACCCGCUCUGCGAGUCCGGCUCGGAGUGCAAGGACAAGUACGAGGAGAUCGACGAGGACGAGGACGACGUCGAGGAGGAGGAGGACGACGACGACGAGGAGGAGGACGACGACGAGGCAGCGGCGGACAGGGGUCUUCCCUCCAAGCCCGUCACCUCCUCCCCUCUCACCGGGGUGGAAGCCCCUCUGCUGGGUCACCCGCACGCCGAGGACUCCGCGCGCAACGCCAACAAAGCCGCUUUGGACGCCCGCAUGGCCCCGACGGCGGCUUCGCAAACCACGCCGGCCAGCAAGCCCAAGCUGUGGUCGCUGGCGGAAAUCGCCACCUCGGACCUUAAGCACCCUCAGCACCCUCAGCACCACCACCACCACCCGCACAACCUGGGCCAGAGCUGCCAGCCGUCGGUGCCGCCCUCUUCCACCCCGCACAACGCUGCCUACUCGCCCUCCUCUCUCCUGGGGAGGCAUAUUUAUUACACCUCGCCUUUUUAUAGCAACUACACAAACUAUGGGAACUUCAACGCCCUCCAGGGUCAGGGCAUCCUGAGGUACAACACAGCGACGGUGGCCUCCAGCGAGGGGCUAAGUCAGACGGUCUUAAGCAGCGGCGGCGGAGGCGGCAGUAGCUCGGUGCACAAGCAGGGCUCGGAGAACUCUUUGAAAACCAUCGCGAGCCACCUAGAACAACAUUACAAGCCUUCCAAUCCAGACUCCAAAAAAGGUAGGUGUUUGCUGGCUAGGUUUUCUUUUCUACUAAGGAAUAAUGUGGGGUGCAAAUUUACCCUACCCCCCCCAAAAAAAAUCACAAUAAGGUGGGUGCUACAAGCAAGAAGGCAAUGGUGGUUUCUGACAGUCCAGGUACAAAACUCUUUUUCGAAGCUGCAAUCCAGGUCACAGUUCUUCUGCUUGGAAUUCCAUAGAUUUUAAUUUUGUUGUUGUUGUUGUCAAAGCAGCCCUUUUGUGUGGGAUUGCAGCCCGAAGCUGUGGCCAGGCCUCUGAAGAAGAGGAUCUAACAGAAAACGCUGAGAUUUGCCUUCCAGUUAUGAAUGUGAUUAGGAACAUAAUGUAAAUAAAUUGCUCCGUGUAAUUAAAAUGCCUCUAAAAAUCACUAAAAACUCCUUGAACCUGUAUAUAAUCUGAAAAUAUUUGCAGAAAGUUUAUUCAUUGUUUUUGUUGCUAAGAGGGGAGAAAUAACAGCAAGGGUGAAUAUUGUUUUGGCAAUAUUCCCAAGCAAAAAAAGAGAACAGUUUCAGGUUUGGGAGAGAGAGGAAACACAGUACAGUGUGAAGCAGAGAGAAGUCUGAUAGCUUGUGCCCAAGUAUAUUUACUCGGAAGUAACCCCCCCCACUUGAGUAGAAUGGGACCGAAUCUAAAGGCAAUUCAUUUAGGAUUGCAGCUUCAGUUGUCUGUCUCCUUCAAAGUUCCAUUAUUGGUCUGAGACAUUGCUACAAGUUAUGCUAAAUUUAAAACAAGUAAUUAAGAAUGCUGGCCCUUCGAACGAGUUCACUCCCAGAUCCGCUGAGAAAUGCCAGCUCAAGAAAAGGCCUUCCAAGGGGUUUUGUGCAAGAGGGAGCUAGGCUGUGCCCAGAGUGUAUAAUCUAGUUAGCCAGCUGUGUCCUGUGACUAACUGACGCUUCUAUUUUGACAGACCCCACUGAAGUGUGCACAGUAGGACUACAACCAUACCUAUAGAAGUGCAAUCACACAGCAGCCAGGCAAGUAAGUGAGACCAGCUCCUUUUCUCCUUCUUUCUCCUUCUAUUCUGUUACACCGCUUAGGAGGAUCAUUUGGCAUCAGCUCCAGAAACAUAUUGCUCAGCCUGCAAAUUUGCUUAAUGUUAAUUUCUUGCUCCAUUACCAAAAGAGCAUUAUUACAAAAAGAAAAGCCUAUUGCAUUUUCACCCUUCUUUUUUUUGUGUGUGUUUUUUUAUGUUUUUGGAGAAAUCAGUUCAAUUAUUUCACACAAGCCUCCUGCUUUUUUUUUUAAAAAAAUGAAAGUUGUGUAUUUUCAAUAAAUAUUUAAAUCAUAGGGUUUUUUUUUUUUAUUUCCCCAAAUUAUUAUUGGAAAAUUGGAACUGCAGUAGAUUGGGAACUCCUCCUACAUAAGGCCCUGUCGAAAUAUAUGGGCGGAUAGUUGUGUGUUCCCCUUGGAAGCCAGCCAGAAUUCAUCUCAUUGUCCCUCUGUACUAUUUGAAAUGUAUAUCAGCAUGCCAAAUAAAAGAACAUGAUUGCACUGAUUCAAUGCUUCGGGUGCUGUACAGAAGAUUUCCCUGCUCAAAUGCCCCUUAAGGCAUCUUUAUAAACAUGCAAUUCUAAUAGUUGUGAAUCAAAAUAAAGAGUGAUUUUAGUUAGCAUGCUUAUAUACAUUUAAACAGCAGAGAAGGAAAAUGAGAUAAAUCCUGGCUGGGUUCCAAAGAGAACAUAGUGUCUGCAUGAAUUGCCUCUGUUUCCCCAUUUAUUUCCAAAUCGCUGCUAUAGUUAGGAUUAAAGAAUAUCUUGUGGCCAACCAUUUCCCACCCCCACGGGGGGGGGGGGGGGCAGAACAGAACCCAAGCCUAAUCCUCCUAUGCUGAAAAGAAAAGAAAAAGCGUUUUAGUUUGCCUUCCAUUUUUAACACGCCGCGUGUAACUGAAAGAUUGUGGAUGAUCUGGUGUUUUCCUUGGUCCACAGGUAGGUGUCACAAUUGCUUUGAGAAAAGUCAACAAGCCAUCAUCUCUCCCCAAGCUAAUCUAUCUAUCUCUAACAAAAUUCUAAAUCUGGAUCACAUCUUGUGCCACUGUAUAAAAGAAGACCACAGAGCACUAUUAAAUCUACAGACUCUCUCUAAUUGUUAAACCAGAAUUUUGCUGGACAUUAUGUGAGUUUACUGGUAUAGUCUAGUUCUCCCCAAUGUAUAUGUGACUUAAAAAGAAAGAAUGAAUGAAAGAAAGAAAGAAGCAAAUCUGUUUUUUCUCAGGAUAUCUCGAAUUGAUCAGCUUAUUGCCACGGUAUAUAUAUAUAUAUCUAUAUAUAUCUAUAUUCUGUAGGUGUGAUAGGAUUUAUUGUACAAACACUUUGUAAAAGAUACAUACAGUAGCAAUUAAUUAAAUAAACCAUGACUGAAGAACUUGAGUACUUACAAAGUGGAAACAAAUUUGAUAUUUAUUUUUGUAAUGAUAUGAGAGCUUCUAGUAAUUUAUGCAAGUUGUAUUGCAACGGAAUCCCAACUCUUUUGUAAAUAAAUUAUGCCUGGUUUUUAUUUGAGACAUUGAUGGUUAUACAAUCCCUCGUUGUUUAACGAGAAUUCUUUACUAAUUUAUAUCUUUAAUUGUAAAUAAAAACAGAUUAGUCUAC
This is a messenger RNA of Podarcis lilfordi (Lilford's wall lizard), 7365 nucleotides long. The record is from the annotation of a GenBank genome assembly. Lineage: Eukaryota; Metazoa; Chordata; Lepidosauria; Squamata; Lacertidae.